AAACUGAAAUAUUCAGUCACAAGUAGCUAUACAAGCCUACAAAUAGCUUUUGUGUCAGGCCAUGAAACUUUCAUGCAGAGACAUGAAGCUUUCAUGUCUGGACAAGUGUAGUUUGCUCUGUUGUGAAAAAUUGUCACUCUCAUUCCAUCUUUCAAUUCAUUACAUGUGUUGUACCACUCAGCUGAAAUAUAAUUUUAUAUCUCAUUUAAUUAUUUAAGUAUGGAGUGUUGUGUUGGAAAAUAUAUUAGUGAAGAGUGUCACAAGAGUGUUAAGUUAGGAGAUGUAUCUAAAGAAAUCAAAGUAAUUAGUGAAUAUAGUGAAAGUGAGCAACAAGUGUUAAAAUUCAGAAUAAGUGAUAGCAUAGUCAAUAUUUCUAAGCAUCAUGAAAUCAAAUUUUUAGACAAAUAUUAUCAUCUCUAUGACAGAAUAUGUUGUGAUCCCCUAAAAUAUCAUAAAAAAAACCUGUAAAAUAAAAGAGUUUAAGAGAAAUAACUUUGACACAAUUAUCCAGACUUAAAAGUAAAGUGAACCUCAUACGAGGAAAGCAUUAUGCUCAAUCUGUGACAAAAACUGUUUAAGCUUACAGAAAAUGAAGAUGAAGUAGCAAAAAAUUCAGAACUACAAGUUCAAUUGAAAGAAUGUCUACCGAUUCCUGGAACAAGAUCCUUUCACAGAUUUGUACCUGUGAUAGACAACAAAGUACAGUGCUUUAGAACAUCAAAAUAUUUGAAAUUUAUCGAGAUGCUGAUGUCAAAGAAUGAUUCAUUCCAUUUGAAGGAAGAGGAUAUUAUUGCCUGUACAUAAUAAUGAACAGUGGUGGAUUGGAAAGAUAAAAUCUAUAACCCUGGAACACAACGAUUAUUAUGUUCAUUUUUUUGAACCGUCUGGAUCAAGAACUUCAUUUAGAUUAAACAAGAGAGAUGAAGCAUGGGUCCCCUUGGAAAACAUAUGGAGGAAGCUCACGCCUUUCAAGUUAACCACAGCAAUAUAGGGCGUACCUACAAUAUAUACAGGCAUUGCGUGAUGAAAUUUCACAGCUCCUCAAUGUUAAUUAAUUACACACGUGAAGUAUCACUCGAAACUGGACGCCAUUUCAGUGCUGGGACAGAAAAGGAUGUAUUUAGCUCUCGUAAAAUUCCUCCGGAUGCUGGGUUGGAAGAAAACUGUACCGACUUCCAAGGCAACGAGGUGGUCCAUGGAUUGCUGUACAUCCCAGGACCCAACGUGUGCUCACUGUGCGUCUGCUACCACAGCAAACCCGAGUGGUGCAAGACCAUCUACUGUGACGGGCCUCCUUGGAAACGCUGCAAGAAGUGGAGUAUGGGUGAGGGCUGUUGUGACUUUGAGUGCCUGGAUGACCCUGCUGACUUGUUCCGAUCUCGCAGGCGCAACUCUGCCGUCACCCAGCAAAUCUCAAUGGUCCUGGCGGUGGGGUUGGCAGCUCUGCUGGUCCACCUCUAACACAUCACACGUCUUACACCUCUUUAGUUACCUCUAGUCAACACGGUGCAGGGUGGCUGACGAGAUUUGGUUGUACCAGAUUAAAUAACCGAUUCAUGUUUAGAAACCGUUUAAACCCUUUGAGUGCCAAGUGACUGUAAAAAUUCCAUUAGAUGGAGGUCAUGAUGUUGGCACAGUAAGGGUUAAACAUGAGAAUGAUUAGUAUGUACUGAUUGAAACCUACGACUGGCAGUCAUAUUUUCUCAAUGCAGCAAAGAAAAUUUUUUCUAUUGAACGGUUUCCAAAAUAGAAAUAAAACUAUUUGACAUACUAGCAAUAUUAAUGACUAGACAGGAGACAAAUUUCUGCAAUUAUAGAAAAUUACAAACAAUAAAAGUUUAAUCCUAUAGCUUUAAAAUUAGAUAAAUACACUAAAUGUAAUGAAAUGUAGUGGUAAUAACUUAAAUUAUUUUUUAAUUAACUACUUAUUGUGUUCUUUAAUAUAAUGAUUGAUAACACAGAACGUGUUUUGACAUUCAUGCAAAGACUAUUGCUGAAGUAUAAAUAUUUUCCACAUUAGAAAGUGAUUGCCAGCCUCAGCGUUUAAAUAACUAUACAUGAAGUCUUUUACUUUAAAAUUCUUCACUAACAUAAGUCUUUCUAAAUUGAACACUGAAAUCUUCUCAUCAGUCAUUCUGCGAUCUAGUAGGCUGUGUUAAUCAUAUAAGAUUUUAAUUAUUAAGUUAAGUAGAUUUAGCUGCUUAGCAAUUUUUAUGUUGAAAGUUUAGAUGUUGUUGCACCUGUAUAUGAAUAAUUGACGUUAUAAUUUUUAAAACUUGUCAUUGGGGACCAUUUUUACAAAAAUAAUUGUGGUCAUGAAAUUACUUUAAAGAUUUUACGUUUAAAUUUGUUAACUUAAUUACAAAUUAAAUUUAUUUUAACAAUUGUACUUAAUAAAAAAAGUAUAAUUGGUAGAAAAACAGUCGUGUUUUGUCUCAAUUAAAAUGUUUUAAAUGUCAUAUUUGCAAAUUAAAUGUAAUACUUUUAACCUUUUUAUUUACAACAUUUGAAAAUUAUUACAUGCACAUUGUUGUCUUAGAAAGUAAAUAUUAGUUGGUUUUAAUCAAAUUUAGUAUAAAGAAUGUUUAGAAUGUUGGUGUGUUGAAAAAAAAACUCCAAAAUUCAUAACACAAUUUAAUUUGCACAUUUUCAACACUUAAAAAGAUAAGAGCAAAUACAUUUGAUAUUCCACGGUCUCGUGAUAGUUUUGCUAUUCACGCUCUUUAUAGAGUAGUAUAUUCUUUAUUGCCUAAUGGCUGCUUUGAACCAUUUAUAUGUACUUAAACGAGUUCGCUUGUUUCCUUCUGUACAUUACAUGUAAUGAUUAAUCAUCUUUCAUAAUUAAUUAAGUACUCAUGUGUCCAGGGUGUUUUAUCAUCAAUGUAUAACAAAAUUUGUUACUUAUACAUUUUCGGGUUUAUUUUUCUGUGAUAUUGUUCUUUAAGAUUGUAGCCAUUAUUUUGUCAAUUAACAGUUAUGGAUAGUGUGUAAAUACAACAUUGUCAUAUUUGUCGUUUGUUAUAGGCUACACUGUGUUAAUUGUCUCAAUAGUUGUGUGUAAUCUAAAUACUUUAGAUUUAAUGAAAUGGAAUUGUAUAGUCUGCCUGUGAUUGGAAACCUACAGAACCAUCUUCAACUUAGUUUUGUUAUAAUAUAUUACAUAGUGUUAUACUUUCACAUAAAAAUUCCCCUUUUUUAUUUUAUUUUUCUAUUUCACGUUACCACAGAGUAACGAAAUGUUUUGGAUGGUUGAAAGCAUUCUUCAGUCCUCAUAGUUUCAUUUUAGUUUUACACAAAAUAAAAAUGUAAUUUACAUUUAACAAAAAAUGUGUAUGCAAUUUAUUCUAUUGUAUAAUGAAAUAUCUAUCAAUCGUAAAAAUUUAGUCAAAAUUUUUAAAGUUCUUUUUGAGCAACCGUUGCUUUGUAGACAAAAAACUCUUGAUUUUUGGAUAAAAAAGAUUUAAAAUAAAAGGCAUAAAUAGUUUACAUGUCUGUAUACUAAAAUAAGUUUUAAAACAACUUGAAAAACAUUUUGGCUUAAAAAGAUAACUUUAUUUCUUUGUGUUGUAUUUUGAUGAGUGAAAACAAAAACUGUACGUGUGAUAGCUACACUUUCUACAGUUUUAAAUAUUAGCUAUUAAUUCUGAAUUAAAAAUCUUGAAACAAUGCAUACUAAAAUCUGUAAUAUUAUCAUUAUUAAGUUCGUGAAACGGUUAAAACAAUAUUUAAUGUUUUUAUAUCAAAGAAACGUUAUUUCAGUACAGAUUACUGAAAGAGCAAAUUCAUGCUAAAUCUCUUCUUUUUAAUAUAGCAAAAAUUAGAAAAUAUGUAUAUAAAUUAAAAAGUUAUAAGUAUGAAAAUAAAAUACAUUAUAAAAAAAUAAAAAGAGUCUAAAUCAUUUUAGAAUUAGUCAGGUUUAAAAAUUAAAUAUUGAUUUUAACUCUAUAAUAGAAAAUAAAAACAAAUACACAGUUUUUUUUCUGUGGUACAAAUUGUUGAUUACUUAGACAUUUUAAAAUUCACAAAUGUCUGAAUUAUACUUUGAUAAAAUGUGGGCAUCAUCACUUGUCUAAUCCUCUCUUUCUCAGCUAUAUUCAGCAAUUUAGUAAAUAGCUCAUAAUGAAGUUUAUUUUGCUAAGUAAAUAUGUUGUGAAAGACACAAUAUUCAUUUAGCUUGAUUCCAAGCAACAAGUCCACUAGGUUUUAACUAAUUCAAUGUAAAUAAGGAAUAAUUUUUAAAAAUCCAAUAAUAUUUUUAUCAGUUGAGUUGAUCUAAGUAUUUCCUUAAAUAUAUUAUCAGAUCAGAAUAUUAUUGAAUACUAUUCUCCAUAUAGUGUUUUAUCAUGUAAAAAUAUAUAAUGGAAAACGUAUCAAAUCAGUAUAAACGUACAUAAUGAAUUUAAAUCAUAUUAGAGAUUGUCGAGUAGUUGCAGAUGUAAUGUAGUGUUCCAAAUUAGAGUAGAGACAACAUAAAUUGGUCUAUAUCUGAUUAUCCUCUUAAACUUUGCUCAUACUGUAUUAUCUUCUUCUUGUAGGUAUUCUUAUUGUUGAUUCUUGUGAUACAAGUGGGGAUGAAGAUGAGGGCUAGUGAUUAUUGUAAAAUAUGCUGUGGAUAAGGUUUAUAGUUUCACUACAAUACCACUCUAGUGUUGUAUUUUAAAAUCUGGUAAGCAAUUAAGAAAUGUGUGCCUCGCUUAGAUGGGAUAUUAUCUCUACUUUACAGAAUCUGUUCAUUACUUAGCUCUAUUAUUUAUUCUUAUUCAUAAAUAAGUUGCUUGUUUCCUGGCUCUAGACAUUCACAAAUUUGUGAGGUAACUUCUAAAACACUGCAGAUAGAUGUUCUAACACGUUUUCUGUGAAGUGUACUUAACUAUAUUCCGAACAUCUGUAUGCAAUAUAACAUAAUUAUUUUUUUAAAUUUGUUAAUGAAUCUCUACACAUUAGUAUUUCAAUACUAUUCGUCUCAUUUAAUCCAUUGGAUCCUAGAUUUCAGUGUCAUAUUAUCGCCUAGCAAUUCCUAUAUUUCAUGGGUUGCCUGGUAUUGCAAAUAAACUACAAUAACUUGAAUUUUGUAGGAGAUGUAGUUAUGGAACUAUACCAAAUUGUACUUUAAAGUGUUUUAAAUUCAUGAUAAAAACUAAAAAUAUCCAUACUAUUACAUCCAUUAUAUGCGUACAUAGUAUAAUUAUAGGUUCAUGUAAAAUAUGUGAGUAUAAUUAGUCCAUGUUACAAAUUCAGCCACACAAAUAUGUAAUAAUUUAAUUAAGAUUUUAUAAUGGAAAUGACUCGUAUAUUUUACUUUUCUAUUAACCUACAUAACACGUAUUUCCCACCAACAUGAUAGUUGAAAUGAUGAACAGAUAAAGACAGAUUUUUUUUAGUGAGGAACAAAUGUUUCCAGUCAUCUGCAAAACCUAUUCAGAAAGACAGUAAGCCUAUAUUCCAUGUAGAACUGUUUUAGGGAGAAGACUAUGCUGUCAAUCGCAUGACUGACAGUAUAUUCUUCAGUAGUGUUAGCAAGGACGAUAAUAUCGGGUCAGUCAGCCACAAUGGUCAUGAUUGAUAGUCUCAACAUACACAUAAAAAAUUGUGAACACAAUUUAAGACAUUAUCUCUAGUUCAUUUAGCUUGCUCAGCGCACAUUCCAGUUUAGAUUCUAGCUGAAUUAUUGACGAUACAGUUAUAUCCAAUCCAAAAAUUGUUAUACUUUAGUAAGUGAAAUUAUGCAUCUAUAGUGAAUUAAAAAAAUAUGCGUAUACAAAUUGUUUGUAUUAGUUUUUUUUAUAAAAUGUAUUAAAUCUUUAACAGGAUGUCUAGAGGCCUGCGCCCAAGCUAAUUUAUAAACACACUUUCACAGUAUGUUUUGUUCUAACUUUGUAUUUUGGUGUUUGUAAGUUAGACUAGAUUUAUUAUAUAGAUAUUAUGUGCCUCUAGAUGUUCAAUUUUUGUUUGUUGGUUCCCUGUCUAAUUUGGAAAGUGAGGAACGUGUACGAUACCUGCUAUAUAUUUGUAUGUACAUAACAAUCAGAGUAUUUUGGUCCCGUAAAUUUAAGAAGUAAAUGACAUGUGCUCUUGUGAAGCCUUUGUUGUGUGGUAUUUCGUGUCUGGAAAGUUAUAACUAUUGUACAUUUUAGAUGUAAGGGGAUUUCUUAAUAACCAUUCAAUCAAAAUAUAAGUAUGUACACUGUUUACGACAAACUCUUUUGACUUCAAUAUUGCAACCAUGUCAUUUAGUAUUGUUACCACCAUCAGUACGCUUUGUAGGGAUAAUAAUUAAUUACUCAAUUAUUGAAAAAUGCCAAUACUGCAUAUCUUGGAACGAUAUGAUUAAUAUGUCCAGUUCAUUUUUUCAAUUGUAUACCUUUCUUGUUGUAAAGUCUUAGAGUAAUAAUCAUCUUAAAAGCAUUAAUGAAAUAAUUAUUAAAGUUGAUUUUCGUACAAUUUAUUUUAUUAAGAAAGCUACUGGUGUCAGCUUUACUGAUUACAGUUCCUUAUAUAGAAUUGAUCACAAGCUUAUAUUUUAUCGAUUAACGUUAGGUUAUUAUUUUAUGCAAUCAGUCUACCAUUAAUAUGACAGUUAUAUUGAUCUGGAUAGAAAUCAUUUUAUAUAAAUAAUCAAUUUGGUUGGCAUUUUUCCUGUAGAUUAUAUGGACACUGUACUGUAGUGUUAGCCUGUAUACUUAGAUGUUUUUGUACUUCUUGUAAUAUAUAGCCGUAAUCAAGUAGUACUAAUUAUGUACGUUCUACCCCAGAGCAAAAGGACCAAUGUUCUGAGUUUCUUUAAGUGAAGUGACAGGAUAUUAUGAAGGGAAAGAAUAAAGCAAGCGAUAAAACAUAUUGUCCUACACAUACAAGAAUAAUUUCAAACGAAGGAUAAACUUUAUUACUAAAGCCACUAUAUAUUGCUAAUUUUAAUUCCUCCCAGUAAAAUUAUAGUAUUUAGAGACAAUUUGAAGCAGUUCAGGAAUUGGAAAAGGUUAAAUGAGAUUUCUGAAUCUGAAAUCUGUAGUUUUCUAGACUUCUCAAUCUCAUAGCUGUGGCUUUAAGCAGAAGUAAUAUUAAAACACUCAUUGUUUUGUUUUGUUGUUAUAGUAUUACCAGUUGCAAUUAAGGCAUAAUUGCUCUAAAGUUAUGUUAUGGUUUAGUCUAACCAUAAUAUGAUGUUUGGCAGUUUUUACGGAUUAGCUAUGUAUGUGAAUUUGCUAUUUUCACAGGUAAUAGGCGGGACUGUGACAGAUAGAGUGACUAGACAAUAAAGAGUUGCCUGAGGUUAAUAAAUGAAGAAAGGCAAGAUUUGCAGAUAAAUAAUACAAUUUUCAAUAACCUAGUUAAAUACAAAUGUUAUAUUCUAAUUUCUUUUGCACAUAUUUUCAUUGAUUGUAAUAACUAUGUCUUUAUGCAAACAAAAAUAUAUUAAUUUUUAAUUCAAAAUACCAUUAACGCCCGUACUAUAAGCAUUUAUAAUAUAAUGUUACAGUCAUAAUUUACUUAUUCCCCAUGAAAAUUUCAAGAUCACUUUUUUGUUUAUUUAGUUUCUGCGUAGAAACAAUUUACAACUUUAUUGGUGAUGAAGGUUUGAUUACAAAACAUAUAAAAUACUUUUUCCCAUAAAACUUUUAAUCCCUACAGUUAUAAUACAGUUCAUAACCUAUUUAACAAUUUAAAUUAUUUAUUCGAAUACAUGCUAAAAAUUAAUAUUCAGAUUAAAUAUUUACAUAAUCCAAUAAUGGAAAAUUAUUUCAAUUUAGUUUUAUUUUGUGUUAUGAAAUAUAUGAUGAAAAACAAUUAUAAUUUCAUAUUAUACUUCAAUAAUAAUUUAUUUGCAUUCUUACACUGAUUCAGAGAAAGAAAUAGUGGAUAUAUGUGAGGCUUGUGCUAAACAGCUUAGAUGAAUUAUUAAUUUUCAAGCUAAAAGGAUAAGUCUAAUAUUUAAGUUGAAGGGGAAUGUACCUUACUGUUAUAUCAGUUUAUAAUUUAUAGAAAUCCACAUCAAAUGAGUUUUAACUUUGAUAAUAAUAAGUACAUAAAUAAUAUCCAUUUAAUGGUAAUGUAUAGUAAUGCAUAAUACAAGUAGGCAUCCAAAUUAAAGUUUUUAACCAAACUAAAAUAUUUUUUAAUACUUGUUCUGAUGCAACAAAACUUACCUGAAUAGUUACAGUGUGGCAGAUUCAUACAUAUUUGUUUUCAUAUUUAUUUAUUACUUUUUAAUAACCUACAAUCUUUAUUUUUUGUGUUCCAAAAUUUGUACUCAGUAAAUGACCUUCUCUUUCAUAAAUGCUCAAAAGCGUAUUUGCUAAUAAUUGUAGUGAUAAGCAUAUUUUUCAUUUUGUAUGUUUUAAAUUUUUCUGACUGUUAAAUUAUAAUAUGUGUUAUGAAUUUACUGUAAAAAGAAGGAAUUAUUUUAAAAUUAAAUUUAGUAUUAAAAAAUUGUUAGUUUAUUAUUUAUUGGGUUCAAUGUAAAUUAGAAAAUUAAUUUGCUUUGUACCUAAAGGAUAACUUUAUGAAAAUCUACUAUGUGAAGAUUUAAAUAAUUGUUUCAUAUUAGUCAAUGGGAAGAAGAAUGUCAUAUAAAAUAUGAAAGUUUAAAGAUGGCGUGAAAAAAGUAUAUCAUGUAUCAAUUUCAUACAAAGUGUCUAACCCUUGGUUAGAAAAAGAAAAAUACAAGUUAGGCUGUGACAAAAGUAAUGUUAUUGCUAUAAAUUGAUUAUCUAGUAGAAAUAUUUAAUAUUAUAGUCAGUUCUUUUAUAUUGCACAAUCAAUUUCUAGUCAUAUUAGCUUAAGUUUUUGGCAUUGGUUCCUUGAUUUGGUGGAUAGUGUAUUAAAAAUGUUUCAUAGAUGAUAGUAAUUGUGCUUUUUACAGAGAGAAAUCAUAUUUUAAACAAGUAAUUUUCUAUUUAUUGGUGGAUUCUGUGGAGAAGGUAAGAGAGUGUAGCAAAAGUGUCUGUGUCCUUUUUUGUCUUGUGCUGUGUUGUACAAAUUGUUGUUGUGUUAUUCAGAGUGCAGUUUAGAAGGGAUUAUGCAAAAAAAUUCUGAAUUUUGCACAGAAUCUGUAAAACAUUUUUGUAUUCUUUAUUUUGUAUAAAAUCAAAUAAUGCUACACUAAGCAAAUUAUUGCUUUUAACAAUUCAGUUGCUCAGAAGAUUUUGAGAAAAUAAAAAAAACUUACAAUUGAUGUUUAACAAAGAUAAUUGUUGGAAAGUUAAAACCAGAUAAGGAACAAUGACAUUUAAAUCUGCUGUUAUUAUUUCUAAAUCUAUUCCAUGCCAACUUCCUGGUUUGGCAUGUAGUUAGGUUGGCAAGACCAUUGCUAAAUAAUGGGCGAAGGGUGAAAUAAAAACGAUUCAGUCUUCAAAAAUAUUUUUAUUAUAAUUCUGCAAAAAGAAAAGAUUUUUAUCAAAUUACAUUGUUGAUUAAUACCAGUGACAUUUAAAGAAAAAAGCAACAUAAUUUCAGAAGGCAUUGCUUUUUUUAAUGAAUUUAUUUAUUAUGUAAUUAGUUUUUUAGAAUAGAAAUAUUUUUCUCUAAAGUACAUUAAAAAUAUACCGUUAAAUAAACCCUCAAUUUAUCCCAAACAUAAUAGCGAACUGAAUAAUAUGUAAUUGUUUAAGUAUGAAUUAUUUUUUACACCUUAAUUCUUGAAAUUAUAAGCAAAUAAAUUUUUAUCUUUUUCAUGUGUGGCGAUUAUUUUUGAAUUGAUAUGGAUAUUUGUGGCAUUGUAGUUUUAAUAAUACACCUUGACUUAUUUGUAAUGUUUUUUGUAAUUAAUGAAUUCUUUGUGGCAAUAAGCUACUCAAUUUAACAUGCUUUAAUGACUUUAAUGAGUAAUAAAACAAAAUAAGGAAUACAAAAUGUUUCAACUCACCUAUAACAUAAUUGUAAAAAUUGCAUUUGAUAUUAUUUGUCACUCUUUAGAGGCCUCUUACUGUUGAAUCAUGUCAUAAUAAUAAAUUUUAUCUAGGCUAGAGAUUAAUCUGUAGCAAUCUAUGUUAAAGUUACUGAAACAGAUUCUGGAAAUUUUGGAAGUAUUUUGUAUUAAAUCAUUGUGAGCCAUUUUGAACGUAUAUGUUUUGUUUCCAUUCUGAUGCAUGUUAGCCAAUAUCAGUGACUCGUUAAAAUUUAAAACAGUAAAUUAAAGUUUCAAAUUAUUUUUUUAGAAUAUCCAUAAUAAAAGAGAAUCAAUUAAGUUUUUAACUAUUUUCACAUGUUUUUAUUGCUAUUGUAUGUAUUUAGUUAAAAAAAUAUAUUGCUGCAUUUGUUUUCGUUCUUAAAUAAAAAAAAUUGCAUAACAAAAUGAAGCGCAUCUAUUGCUAUUUUGUGAAAUUUAAAGUAUAAUUAUUGCAUUUAAAUUAUUAUUGUAUAAAUUGUGUAAGUUUUGUUUAAAACAUUGUAGUACUCUUCUGUGGGAAACGUAGUUUGAGUAAACUGAUUAAUUAACAAUGUCACCAAACAUUUUUAGAACUGUUUCAAUUACUUUUUGAUUUCACAAUCUAAUAAAGCUAGAGUUGUGACUUAACAUGAGUUUUAUAUUAACAUAGGUAUUAAUAUUGUAAUUUUAAUGAUAAAACUGUUUUAUCUCAUAAGCUUCUUUGAAAAUGUUAUAUGUUUUUCAAAACCAAUCUAUAUUAUUGAGUUUUCAGCCAACUUUGGGUUAAUUAAAAGUAUUUAUGUUAAUUACACCAAACACUAAGAAUUAUUCAUCGUCCUUGAAAAUUAAUAAUUAUGUAAUAAAAAUGUAAAGGUUACUUAUCACAGCCAUUACAGAUUAUAAAUAUUUUAGAAUUUUAUUGAUUUUAUAGUGUGCAAUAAAUAACAAUAUAUUAAUGUAUAGCACAUUGUCAGUAUAAACAAAAAAGUAUUAACUAAGUAAUAUGUAAAUUUAUAACAACAUUUUGGGUUAAAUAUGACAGCCCAAACAAAUUAAUUAUCUAUCUAUUGCAUGUAAAAGGAUUUAACCCUUUAACCACCACACCCGAUAUAUAUAUUGAAGCUUUAUUUUUGCGAACAACCGCCACGUCCGAGUAUACUCAUUUUCAUAUUAUCAGGUGUUUUAUUUUUGUUGUAUCAGCUCAUAUAUUGUGUUAUUUGGUGUUUUUUUUAUGUUAGAAAUUCAAUCGUGUGAACAUUACUCAAGAUGUUGGUAAACAAUCUUAAUUAUUUUUUCUAUUUAUUUAAACUUAAAUAACAUGAUGUUUAACGUGUUAUGUCAAAAACUCAUACAAACGGGAAAAAAUUCUCGGCAUGUCUUACUAUGUAACUAAGCCCCAUGAUCAGGUGUCGCCGCCAAUCCAGGAACACGGCAGUUAAAGGGUUAAUUAAAAUUAAAUUUAAAUCUACUUCCUAUUUGUUUAUUUGAAAUAAUAUUUAUAUCAGUAUCUUUUCCAAGGGACUUGGCAACUUUUAGAAGAUCUGAACUUAAAUUCCACUGCCCAAAGUGGCUGCAAAUCCAAUAAUCUCAGAUUGUGUACUUCCACUUGUAAAUUUAAGUACAUUUUAAUUAAUUGAAAGUAGGUGCCUUAGGACAUACACUUGUGUUACUUUGGUAGAGCAACAAUACAUCACUUUGGACCAUUUAUAUACAAAUAAUGGGAAUUUGCAUGAAAUUCUGUGGCUUGGAUGUGAUUGUUUGCAUUGAAAAAAUGUAACAAGGAUGUAAAGAAAAUGAUCUCCACUCACCGUUGGCUUAGUAUUACGUGAUUACAUUAUUGUUUUGUUGAACUAUAGUCAUGGAAUUAAAUGCAAAUUCUAAUAUAAAUGUAAAUUGCUAUGAUCUUAUGAGUAAAUCAACAUAGUAUAAGCACAAAUACAAUUCAUAAUAAUCAUACCGUCUUUAACAAUUUUCUCACGUUCUGUAUUCUAUUCUAACCUCUUGACAUGUAUGGUACAUUUUACUUGAAAUAUGAAAAUAAAAAUGGACAAAACA
Molecule: messenger RNA, 11920 nt
Organism: Homalodisca vitripennis (glassy-winged sharpshooter)
Lineage: Eukaryota; Metazoa; Arthropoda; Insecta; Hemiptera; Cicadellidae
Exons: 4
Coding region: 928-1461 (177 amino acids)
Cellular component (GO): membrane
Source: RefSeq, a predicted model, not a curated record